AUGUCAGGACUGGGACCUCGCCUGUGGAGUAAGUGCGCUAAGUGCGGGACGACCGAGUGGAAUGACAUUCUGUCUACUCGCAACAAUCAGUGUAGCAAAUGCAGAUACCCAGUCAAGGUCUUCAAGGCCAAACCCAAGAAGGACGCAUCGACAGUCGGCAGCCAGGACAAUUCUUUGGUGCACGCCAACGGCAGCAAGGGCGACAGCAGUACGGCCAGUGCAGCAGCGAGCGGCGCCGUCCCUGAUGACAACCAGCGCAUGCUCAGCAUGCUCACUCAGCUGAUGGCCGACGCCAAGGACAUGAGCACGAAGAAGGUUCUCUUAGAACAGAUGUCAGCGCUGCGCAGCACUCCCUCUCCGAAGCCUGUUUCCACUGAGGAGUCGGUGAAGCGCGCGGACAGUGCUCUUCGAGAUGCUCAUGCCAAGCACGACCAAUCUGUUCAUCAAGUGCUCAAGUUGCGUGACAACUUACACAAGGCAGAGAUCAAAGAGGCCGAGGCUGCAAUCAUUUUGGCACGCGCCGAGGCCGCCAAGAAGUUGGCGAUCAUCACGCUGGCCAAGGAGUCAGGGGUCCCCGCUGGUGAUUCACUCUCGUCCAGUCACGCGGACCUCAAGUCCAACUUGUUCGAUUUGCAGUGGGAUGAGGAGUUCUUCAGUCGGCUCGACGAGUAUGAUUGUGAGGAAUCAGAACGCAUUGAGUUGCGCAAGCUAGAGAGCGAGCUGCAGCAGGCACGUUCCAACCUCAGCGAGCGCAACACCAAGAUCACGGAGUGGAAGAAUCGCAUGGAGCAGCUCAAGCAGACAGUCAACGAUCGCAUGGGGAAGAAACGCAAGGGGGUCGAUGGCACGGCCGAGGCGAGCGGUGGCAGCAGCGACGGCGCCAGCGCAGGGGCCAGCGCCCCCCCGUGCGCCACCCGCGGCCGCGACAGCCCCUUCGGGUGGCGCAGCAGCGGCCGCGGGACCGCCACCCCCGACGAGACGGCCAUCGUCAACGAGGCGAAGCGCAUCCCCGAAGCCAAGUUCAAGGCCGCGGAGCUUGCCAAGCAGCAGAAGGAGGCCGUGUCGCAGGAGAGUGUCUCGGGCGGAGCGUGA
This is a messenger RNA of Prorocentrum cordatum, 1092 nucleotides long. The record is from the annotation of a GenBank genome assembly. NCBI's taxonomy places the organism in Eukaryota, Dinophyceae, Prorocentrales, Prorocentraceae.